AUGUCCUACCCGCAGGGCUACUUGUACCAGCCGUCCGCCUCGUUGGCGCUCUACUCGUGCCCCGCAUACAGCACCAGCGUCAUUUCGGGGCCCCGCACGGAUGAGCUCGGCCGCUCGUCUUCUGGCUCCGCAUUCUCGCCCUACGCAGGCUCCACUGCCUUCACGGCUCCCUCGCCGGGCUACAACUCGCACCUCCAGUACGGCGCCGACCCCGCGGCUGCGGCCGCCGCCGCCUUCUCGUACGUGGGCUCUCCCUACGACCACACUCCCGGUAUGGCUGGUUCCUUGGGGUAUCACCCUUAUGCGGCUCCUCUGGGCUCCUACCCUUACGGGGACCCCGCGUACCGGAAGAACGCCACUCGGGACGCCACAGCCACGCUCAAGGCCUGGCUCAACGAACACCGCAAGAACCCGUACCCCACCAAGGGCGAGAAGAUCAUGCUGGCCAUCAUCACCAAGAUGACCCUCACCCAGGUGUCCACCUGGUUCGCCAACGCGCGCCGGCGCCUCAAGAAAGAGAACAAGAUGACGUGGACGCCACGGAACCGCAGCGAGGACGAGGAGGAGGAGGAGAACAUUGAUCUGGAGAAGAACGACGAGGACGAGACACAGAAGCCCGAGGACAAGGGCGACCUCGAGAGCCCCGAAGCAGGAGGAGUAGACCAGAAGGCGGCUGCAGGUUGCGAACGGCUGCAAGGGCCGCCCAGCCCCGCCGGCAAGGAGACGGAAGGCAGCCUCAGCGACUCGGAUUUUAAGGAGUCGCCCUCUGAGGGUCGUCACGAUGAGUUGCCCAGGCCCCCGCGCGCGGGCGGGCCGUCCCCAGUUGGGCCCGCAAGCGCGCGUCUGGCGGAGGACGCGGGUGCUCACUAUCCAGCGGGCGCGCCGGCGCCCGGCCCGCACCCAGCGGCCGGAGAGCUGCCCCCUGGUUCGGGCGGGCCCUCAGUCAUCCACUCGCCACCACCACCUCCACCGCCGCCUCCGGUCGUGCUUGCCAAACCCAAACUGUGGUCGCUGGCAGAGAUAGCCACUUCCUCGGACAAGGUCAAGGACGGGAGCGGAGGGAGCGAGGGUUCUCCGUGCCCACCGUGCCCUGGGCCCGUGGGCGGGCAAACCCUUGGAGGCAGCCGCGCUUCUCCUGCCCCCGCGCCCGCGCGAUCGCCCUCGGCGCAGUGUCCCUUUCCGGGCGGGACGGUGCUGUCCCGGCCUCUCUACUACACCGCGCCCUUCUAUCCUGGCUACACGAACUAUGGCUCCUUCGGACACCUUCACGGCCACCCAGGCCCAGGGCCAGGCCCCACAGCGGGUCCUGGCUCUCAUUUCAAUGGAUUAAACCAAACGGUGUUGAAUCGAGCGGACGUUUUGGCUAAAGACCCGAAAAUGUUGCGGAGCCAGUCUCAGCUAGACCUGUGCAAAGACACUCCCUAUGAAUUGAAGAAAGGUAUGUCCGACAUUUAA
This is a messenger RNA of Arvicola amphibius (Eurasian water vole), 1455 nucleotides long. It is a transcript of the gene Irx5, whose product is annotated as iroquois homeobox 5. The coding region runs from base 1 to 1455 and encodes 484 amino acids. The record is from RefSeq and is a predicted model, not a curated record. Gene Ontology annotation, biological process: regulation of transcription by RNA polymerase II; cell development; neuron differentiation. Gene Ontology annotation, molecular function: RNA polymerase II cis-regulatory region sequence-specific DNA binding; DNA-binding transcription factor activity, RNA polymerase II-specific. The transcript has 3 exons. Gene Ontology annotation, cellular component: nucleus. NCBI's taxonomy places the organism in Eukaryota, Metazoa, Chordata, Mammalia, Rodentia, Cricetidae.